AAUUACCACUCCACAUAUAACAACUCAAUAUAUAACAGGGGCAUUGAACGGUCGUGAGCUGUGGCAGGAAGCUCCAGCCCCGCCGCUGGUUUGCACUUCACCAGUACAGCUCUGAGCAUUUGGGUUUCCUGUCCUCUGGACUCCGUUGUGUCCCCUCCACCUUCUGCGUGUCCUUCUGCCAUGGAGGAUGAGGAUGGCUACAUGGCCUUGGACAGGCGAUGCAAGCGGGGUGCUGCGGAGAGGCUGGGACCCCUCCGGGACGCAGCUCCCGCCGUGUGCCCACGGUGGCACGGAGUCGUUCUGAAGCUGAGCGGGCUGGGCUGCCUGGUGCUGGUGGUGCUGGUGGUGGUGCUCAGUGUGCAGGUUUUUCAGAAGGCACCGACACCUCUGCAGAACAAGAGCGAGGCCAGGGGAAGGAGCAGGACAGAGGAGUGCGCGAUUUCCUCCCUGCAGCGCUACUUCUGCCGCUGGAACGGCUCCGCAGGCCAUGGGGGCUGCAAGCUGUGCCCCCUGUCUUGGCAGCUUUUUGGGGACCAGUGCUACCAGGUUUCCAAAUCAACUGGGAAUUGGAUGGACGGCAAAAAAGACUGCGAAAGUCGGGGGUCCCAUCUGGCCGUGCUCCGAAACACCACCGAUAUGGAGCACUUACGUGAGGGGAUCCAGCAGGACAGCAAGGAGAAGCUAACGGUGUGGAUUGGAUUAAAGGCAUCCAGUAACACAUGGAAAUGGGUGGACAACUCCUCCUUCGAUGCCACCAUGUUCAGUUCCCUUGGGGGUAAGAAUGGCUGCGCAACAUUGAAAGACAAGAAGCUGGAGGUCAACAACUGUGGGAGCAACCACAAGUGGGUUUGCCAGACAGAACCCUUCCAUCUCUUUUCAAAGACUGCAGGAGACAGAGAGCUGUAUGGUGCCCACCCCAAAAAGACCAGCCUGCAGGAUGCUUGCUGCUAAUAUCUGGGGUGAAGCCAACCCUCCUUGUUACAGCUCUGCGAGGAAUUUCAGGGUUUGAACCCGACCAAGCCCAUCUGAGACUAUCAGUGUAUGGACUUGUGA
Anas platyrhynchos (mallard) is the source of this 1053-nucleotide messenger RNA. NCBI's taxonomy places the organism in Eukaryota, Metazoa, Chordata, Aves, Anseriformes, Anatidae. The record is from RefSeq and is a predicted model, not a curated record.